This is a messenger RNA of Mercurialis annua (annual mercury), 1871 nucleotides long. Its product is annotated as protein DETOXIFICATION 33-like. NCBI's taxonomy places the organism in Eukaryota, Viridiplantae, Streptophyta, Magnoliopsida, Malpighiales, Euphorbiaceae. Gene Ontology annotation, biological process: xenobiotic detoxification by transmembrane export across the plasma membrane. The transcript has 7 exons. The coding region runs from base 86 to 1537 and encodes 483 amino acids. Gene Ontology annotation, molecular function: antiporter activity; xenobiotic transmembrane transporter activity. The record is from RefSeq and is a predicted model, not a curated record. Gene Ontology annotation, cellular component: membrane.
UGAAUGUUUUUUAUUCUUCUUUUAGUACAUAAUUAAAGACUCAAAACUUUACAGCAAGCUGAGAAAAUUUGGUGAGUUUGAUCUGAUGGAGCAUGAAGACGGUCCGAUUCAAGAACGACAUUUUGGAAUAGAGAUGCAGCAAGUUCUGAAGAAAAGAGAGAAAAAAAGGUGGGGAGAAUCUAAAAAGAUGUGGGAAAUUGCAGCUCCUGCUAUGUUAACAGCAAUAACUCAAUUUUCUAUUGGAUUUGUGACUUCUGCAUUUGUUGGACAUUUAGGAGAGGUUGAGCUUGCUGCUGUUUCUGUUGUUCAGAAUGUUAUCGAAGGUUUUGUCUAUGGGGUUAUGCUAGGAUUGGGAAGUGCACUGGAGACAUUAUGUGGCCAAGCUGUUGGUGCUGGACAAUUUAACAUGCUUGGAGUCUAUAUGCAAAGAUCAUGGAUCAUUACCGGAGUCACAGCUUUGUGUUUAGUUCCUUUUUAUAUUUUCGCGUCGCCAUUACUACAGCUUCUUCGUCAAGACAAAGAAAUUUCGAAGGUUGCUGGAAACUACUCGAUAUGGGUAAUUCCUCAAUUGUUUGCUUAUGCAGUAAAUUUCCCAGUUCAGAAGUUUCUCCAAGCACAAAGCAGAGUUUGGGUUAUGACAAUGAUUUCCAUUGUAGCCCUUGCAUUUCAUGUACUUUUGAAUUGGUUGCUUAUCUUAAAGCUCGAGCAUGGCCUACUUGGAGCUGCCAUUGCAGGGAACGUUUCGUGGUUGAUCCUUGUUGUCGCUCAGGUAGUUUACGUGGUUUCAGGAUUUUUCCCGGACUCCUGGAAUGGUUUUUCUUGGUCAGCUUUUAAGUCAUUAGCCGGCUUUGUAAAGUUAUCUCUUGCAUCAGCUAUAAUGUUAUGCUUGGAGUUGUGGUAUUUCACAGUUGUUAUUCUUAUGGUGGGCUGGUUGAAGAAUCCAGAAAUUGCAGUUGAUGCUGUUUCCAUUUGCAUGAACUUGCAGCUAUGGACAUUGAUGAUCGCUCUCGGUUUCAAUGCAGCAGUAAGCGUACGAGUUUCCAAUGAACUCGGAGCAGGCAAUCCAAAAGCAGCAAAAUUCUCUGUAAUUGUGACGGUUCUAACAUCCGCAGUAAUUGGAGUUGUAAGCACAGCUGCAAUUCUGGCAGCACAAAAUGAGUUUCCAAAAGUGUUCACUAGCAAACCAGAAGUGAUGAAGGAAGCGUCAAAGCUCGGUUACUUCUUAGCAGCAACGAUCUUCCUCAACAGCAUCCAACUCGUGCUGCAUGGUGUAGCAGUUGGUGCAGGCUGGCAACUUUCGGUUGCCUUGAUUAAUAUUGCGAGCUACUACGUUUUAGGACUUCCUAUCGGUGCGAUUCUGGGGUACAAGUUCAAGCUUGGAGUUGAGGGCAUAUGGACAGGAUUGUUGGUCGGUGUUGUGAUGCAAAUACUCAUUCUUCUUUACAUCAUGUUCCGAACGAAUUGGAAUAAAGAAGCUGUGCAAGCCGAACAACGAGUUAGAAAUUGGGGCGGUGUAACCGGUGUUGUUCCCGAGUAGGGGUGUAAAUGAACAGAGCCGAAUCAAGUUUUGAAGUGUUUAUGUUCAGCUCGUUUAGCGACAAAGGUGUUCAUGUUCGGUUCAUAUUCGUUCGAGCUUUGAACAAGGUGUUCAUGUUAGGUUUGUUUGGAUUUUAUAGUGUUCAUAUUCACUCGUGUUCGUUCGUUUAUUUGCUAAGCAAACAAGCUCACGAACAAGUUCAAUAAUUAAGUACCAAACGAGCUCAUUCGCAAGCCCGUUCGCGAGCUCAUUCGUUAAACAGCUAAAACAUAUAAAAUUUGUGAGGACAAAACUACAUUUGUUUUUCAUAUCACAAUUACGCAGUUUUGUUAAA